Molecule: messenger RNA, 2634 nt
Organism: Eremothecium gossypii ATCC 10895
Lineage: Eukaryota; Fungi; Ascomycota; Saccharomycetes; Saccharomycetales; Saccharomycetaceae
Gene: PLC1
Product: phosphatidylinositol phospholipase C
Exons: 1
Coding region: 1-2634 (877 amino acids)
Biological process (GO): phosphatidylinositol-mediated signaling; lipid metabolic process
Molecular function (GO): phosphatidylinositol-4,5-bisphosphate phospholipase C activity; calcium ion binding
Source: RefSeq, marked provisional
AUGGACCUUAAUCAUGCAUAUAAGGCAAGUAAUGGGGAGUCUAACAACAGCCUUGAUUCUUCUCUGGAUGUAAAACCGAUGGAGAAGCCGGCAACAGAUGAUGCGGUCCGCACGGAGAAACGUAAGUACCAUGGUGCGGCUGUCAUGUCCCACCACCAAAUAAGUGUGAUGUCGCAGCCUCUGACCAAGGGCGUCAGAGAACUUAUAAAGAAAACCACGGCGUUCAUGUCUUGCUCGAAGAGCAAGCCGCAGAAACUGAUGGAGCUGGGCCCGAUGACGUACGCGCACUCCGUACUGACUGCGAGCGAGAAGCCUCUCUGCCACAUGGAGUUGGAGAGCAGCAGCGUUAAUGGGUUUGCAGACACCCUGCAAGACAACGGGGUGUCGGACGCGACGCUGGUGGAGAUGUGGCUGAUACGGGUCACUCGGCGCAAACGCGUGCGCUAUUGCUUCCGGAUAAGUAAUGGUGUGUUGACAUGGAAGGACAACAGGAUGCUGGAGUUAGAUACAAUCAAGGACAUUAGAAUGGCCGAAAUGGCAAAAAACUACAGGGAACAGUACGAUAUAAUGGAUGCGUUUGCGUCUCGGUGGAUAACGAUCAUAUAUCAGGUGUCGCCUACGAAGCUGAAGGCUCUGCAUCUGAUAGCUCCGACGCAGCUCGAAUGCGCGAAGUUUUAUAAUGCCGUGCUGACUGUUGCACGGCAGCGUCGGGAGCUGAUGGAGAGUAUUUCUGUCCCCAGCAGCGAGGCGUUUGCCAACAUCCACUGGAAGGUGAAUGUGUCAUCCAAGAAGGCAGACGAAAGCAGGGAUACGCUCUCUUUCGAAGAUGUGCAGCGACUCUGCACCAAGUUCCACAUAUAUUGCUCCUCCAACUAUUUGAAGCGAGUUUUUAAAAUAGCAGACGUGAAUCGCAAUGGGCUGCUGAACUUUAGCGAGUUUUGCACCUUUGUGCGGAUGCUAAAGAAGCGCCAUGAGGUUACAGAAAUAUGGCAAAAGAUUGCCGCCGAAACUCGAGCGAUAGAUUUUGAAAAGUUUUACAGUUUCCUGACAGAUGUGCAGUGCGAGGACAUGGAUGCCCAGCUGGCACGGGACCUAUUUAAUGAGUAUUCGCACGAAGGUUACAUGGACGAAGACCUCCUGUUAAAAUUUCUGACUGCCCAACCGUACGCAAGGGAGAUAGAAGAAGACUACUCAAGGCCGCUAUCGGAAUAUUUCAUUUCGUCUUCACACAAUACAUACUUGCUUGGUAAUCAGGUAGGUAGUAUGGCUAGUGUAGAGGGCUAUAUUCAGGCGCUGCAACAGGGCUGCCGCUCUGUGGAGAUUGAUAUAUGGGACAGCGAUGAUGGCCCGGUGGUCUGCCAUGGAAAGUUGACCUCAUCGCUACCGCUCCGCAACGUGGUUGACGUGAUCAACAAGUACGCGUUUAUCACAUCCCCAUACCCGCUAAUAUUAUCAUUAGAGAUUCACUGCCGAUCGGAGGGACAGAUAAUAGUGAAACAACUUUUCGACGACAUUCUGGGGCCACUCAUCUACGUGGCUGACCACUCUGUCGGAUGGCCCAGCCUGCGAGAUCUCAAGCACAAAAUAAUAAUCAAAAGCAAGAAGCUCAGGGUAAAUGUGGACAUGGCUGCGGAUAUAUACCACUCCACUUCUUCCAAGGGCUCAUCUUAUGACUCAGAGUAUGACGUGCAGUCACAGCCCUCAUCACCAAUGCCCAGGAGGGGCAUGCGCGGGAUCCACAUCUCAAAGCGCAAACACCGGGUCAUUGAGCAGCUGCUGCAGAUUUCUGCAAUCCACGGCAUUACCUUCCGCAAUUUUUCGUUGCCAGAGUCCAAGACGCCAACACACUGCUUUUCCUUGAGCGAGCGCAGCUUCGAUAACCUGGCCAACGAUGACCUGCAGCGCCUAGCGAUCGACAAGCACAACCGGCGCCACCUGAUGCGUGUAUACCCCCAUGCAUUCCGCUACAAAUCGUCGAACUACGACCCGAUCAAAUGCUGGCGCCUAGGUGUCCAAAUGGUAGCCACCAAUUGGCAGACCUACGACCUGGGGCAGCAGCUAAACCAGGCCAUGUUCCGCGUUACCGCGCGCGACGACUGGCCAUGGCCGUCGGGCUAUGUUCGCAAGCCCGAGUAUCUCCUCCACACCGUCCCAAAAACCAGCUUUAUCCGCGACAUCUACGAGGCCGUACACAGCUCGGUCGUGGCACUAUCGCUUGAGCUGCUUUCCGCCCAGCUACUGCCGAAGCCCAAGCUUUCCUCGCGCGAUGGCGAGGCCCAUUUCGCCCCCUACGUCGUCAUAGAGGUUCUCGGCGACGGUCUCUGUGGGCCAAUCCACGUGCAGAACGGGCUUGUCACCGCCCCAAACCAAGUAACUUCCUGCCGCUGUCCCGAAAACGGUUUUAAUCCUGUAUGGAAGACGUCCUUGACUGCCACUCUCAACAAUACUGGCUUCAAUUUCAUCAGAUACAUUGUCAAGAACGCUGACAUUACGCUAGCGACCUGCUGCAUUCGCCUCGACUACAUGAAGAGAGGCUACAGACACAUACCGUUAUAUAGCCUGGAGAGCUCGCGAUUCAUCUUCUCCACACUCUUUGUAAAAACCGAUUACAGAAUCGUGAGAUCUCUUUUCUAG